Molecule: messenger RNA, 681 nt
Organism: Plasmodium cynomolgi strain B
Lineage: Eukaryota; Apicomplexa; Aconoidasida; Haemosporida; Plasmodiidae
Product: Micro-fibrillar-associated protein 1 C-terminus domain containing protein
Exons: 3
Coding region: 1-681 (226 amino acids)
Source: RefSeq, a predicted model, not a curated record
AUGAGUUCUGUGAAUGAGCUAUUAAACUACUUUGUGGUUAAUGACGAUAAGGACGAUGUGGCCAAGGGCGUAGAGGGAGCCAAGUCACGGGCUGAGCAGCUGGAGAGGGAGAGACAGAAGGAAAACGAGAGGGCGGUCGUGCGGAGGUACUUCCCCGGAAAGAAACCCCACUACGCGAAAAACGCCAAGGAGGACGACGAGGAGGACGACGGCGAAGAUGACGAGGAGGAGGAGGACACCCUCUUCGCACGUAUCAAAGGAGACGAACGGGAAAGAAUCACAAGGAGAGUUCGAGAAGUGAAGGUUAUUAACCACCCGGAGGAGGUAAAGGAUGAAGGACUCCCAAAAUCGCGAGGAGAAGGAGGAGAGGAAGCAGGAGAGGCAGACAAUUAUGAGGAGUAUUUUCCCGUAGGACAGGAAGAAGCAGAGCAGGAAGCGGAGGAAGAAGGAGAAGAAGCCGAGGAUGAGGAUGAGGAUGAGGACGAAUCGAGCAACUCUUAUGUUGACCAAUCAGAUGACCAGUCGGACGAUGAAAACUACAUGAAUGGAGAGGAUGGAAUUGCCCCCAUGAAACAUGAGUAUGUGUUUAAAACGAAAAGAAAGACUCUCCUGGAGACCUUCGAAAAGGAGCAAAGCGAGAAACAGCUAUUAAAAGAUGAAGAAAAAGAAAAAAAAAAUUGA